GUGGUUCUAUACGCUUGCCUGCUUCAUAUUGUGGUGUUGUUGGUUUCAAACCUUCAUACGGUCAGUGCUCACGAUGGGGACUAGUUGCGUAUGCUAGUUCAUUGGAUACUGUGGGUAUAAUAGCGCGAAAUGUCCUUGAUGCACAACUGAUAUAUGAUAUAAUCUCAAAAUACGAUGAGAUGGAUCCCUCAUCACUUCCGCCAAAAAUACGUUCAAUAAAUGCUUCUUUGACUUCUUUUGGUAAAAUCAACUCAAACUUUAAUGAUUUGAGUGAAUUACGCGUUGGUGUACCGCAAGAAUAUUAUGUGUCUGAACUAAGUGAUCCAAUAGCUAGUUUAUGGAGACAAGGAAUUUCGCUUCUUCGUUCUCAUGGUGCAAAGAUUGUGUCUAUAUCAUGCCCUAGCACAAAAUAUGCAUUGCCUGCUUAUUACAUUUUAGCCCCAGCUGAAGCUUCAUCCAAUUUGGCACGAUACGAUGGAAUUCGAUACGGUCAUCGAAGUGAUAAUGAUUCUGAUCAAGAUUCGGAGUUACUUUACGCGCAUACACGAAGCGAAGGGUUCGGUGAAGAAGUUAAACGCCGUAUUUUGUUAGGAACCUAUACAUUAACUGCAGGAUCAUAUAAUAAUUAUUUCAUUUGGGCUCAAAGAAUUCGAAAAAUGGUUCAAUCAGAUUUUGAUUCCGUUUUUCGAAGACCGAAUCCUCUUAAUUUCAUUAAAAAUGAAUUGCCAUCUCUUCAUAAUCACAAUAAUGAUGAAAUACCUGAUCAAUUGAGGAAAGAUAAUGAUGGUGUCGAUGUGAUAAUAACGCCAGUUGCAAUUUCAACAUCUCCAAAAGCUAAAGAUUCACUUCCAUCAUCUUCCUUACAUAAUUCAUCAAUGUGCGAUAGCACUGAUAAUUAUAUGAAACGUUUGGAUGAUGAUAACAGUUUCGUAAAUGCUUAUGUAAAUGAUGUUUUUACUAUACCUGCAAAUUUAGCUGGAAUUCCAGCAAUCAGUGUACCUUUCGGUAUUUCACCUAUGGAUGGAUAUCCUAUUGGGUUGCAACUGAUGACACAGUAUGGUGACGAACACACAUUGUUCUAUAUUUCAAAAGUUUUGGAAAAUAAUAAACAAAGUUUUCUUUAA
Molecule: messenger RNA, 1124 nt
Organism: Scutellospora calospora
Lineage: Eukaryota; Fungi; Glomeromycota; Glomeromycetes; Diversisporales; Gigasporaceae
Source: the annotation of a GenBank genome assembly